Molecule: messenger RNA, 759 nt
Organism: Penicillium canescens
Lineage: Eukaryota; Fungi; Ascomycota; Eurotiomycetes; Eurotiales; Aspergillaceae
Exons: 1
Coding region: 1-759 (252 amino acids)
Source: RefSeq, a predicted model, not a curated record
AUGACCGACGUCCGAUCCCUUCUUCGGAGUGAGCUAGCUUCGCGCAAGGGCACAUCCCAACCAAAUACGACAGGGAAUCGGGUCACCAAGAAGCGCAAAGUUGACAGUGGAGAUGCUGUGAUGCGAAAGAAGCUCCGCGCGGCCGAUCUUGAUGCUAUCCAGUCGACCUCUAACGCACCAAGCACAGAGCAAACCACCGAAGAUGAAGGUGCAGAGCAAGUCGAAGAUGUCGCGGGCCCAGAGCCCCCAGUUGACGGGCCUGACGAGAUUGUCGAGCCAACACAAGUUGCACAAGAAACGACAACUACGGCGCCAUCACAACCCCAGCCUAUGGCUGUCGACGAAGAUGAAUGGGCGGCAUUUGAACGAGAGGUCGCCGCACCAUCUCGUGUACCACAGGCACCGGCCGCUCUCUUCGCGGAGGCUACGAUAUCAGCUGCGCCAAUCACCGCCGAAGAACUUGCUGCGCAGCAAGCACGAGAGAAGGCUGCUGCCACCAAAAGCCGAGAUGCGGAGCUGGAAGGCGAGCGCGAGGAUGCCGCGCGGUUUAUGGAAGAGGAGUUCGAUGAGAUGGAUCAGCUUGAGGAGCGGGUGCGGAAACUCAAGCAAAAGCGCGAGGAGCUGCGCAAAAAACGCGCCGAAGAUCAGGCACGGGAUGAAGCGAUGGGGUCUGCAUCGGCGGAGCAGGACUCUGCCGAAAGCGAGAACGACGAUGACGACGAUGACGAUGAGGAUUGGGAUGACUGGCGAUUGAAAUGA